CCCCGUCCCUCCCUCCCCACUCACUCACACACACACACUCACACACACACUCAGACACACACACACCUCUGCCCUGGCAGGCGGCUGAGGGGCACUUUGGGGAAUUAUUUUCUUUCCACACCCAGUUCGCUUCUGACAUCAUUUCUGCGGGAGGGCGGGCAGGAGGCAGCAGCCGCAGCCGCCAGACGGUCGCUGCCCGCGGAGCUCUGCCCGCCGGCCCUGCGCCCAUUUAUCACAGACUAAAGCCUCCAGUGAUCAAGGAUGUUGAUUCUUCUGGCUUUCAUUAUUGUGUUUCACAUAACCUCGGCAGCACUGCUGUUCAUCUCAACCAUUGACAAUGCCUGGUGGGUAGGAGAUGUUUUUACUACAGAUGUCUGGAGAGUGUGCACCACACAUAACAGCACCUGUAUGGCCAUCGGUGAUCAUUUCAGCGAAUAUCAAUCAAUUCAGGCUGUCCAGGCCACCAUGGUCCUAUCUACUAUUUUCUGUUGUGUGGCAUUUCUGGUUUUCAUUCUUCAACUCUUCCGUCUAAAGCAAGGAGAAAGAUUUGUGUUAACCUCCGUUAUCCAGCUCCUGUCAUGUCUGUGCGUUAUGAUUGCAGCUUCCAUUUAUACAGACAGGCACGAAGAGCUACACAAGAGCGCUGCAUACUUCAUUGACGUGUCCGGAGGCCGAUACGGCUAUUCCUUCGUCUUAGCCUGGAUCGCGUUUGCCUUCACCCUCAUCAGCGGUGUGAUGUACCUAAUAUUAAGGAAGCGUAAAUAAAUGUCAGCAGCUAGUUAUUUCUGUCACUACAGUACAAAACCAAGUUCCAGUAACCAUUUUGUAUAUAAUCAUUUACAUGGUUUUGUAGUAAAGGUAUUGUUUCUCUACAAAUGUACUGUGUUCUUGAUAUGAAACAGAACUUUUGAACAAGGCAGGUUUCAUGGAAUGCCUGCACCAGCAGGUCAGGGGGCUGAGCAGGACAGAGCCGAGUAGUUUAUUUUACGUAUUUCAUCAUCAUACAUGAUUUUCCAUUUACUAGACAUUAACAGUUUGUUCCUGGCCUCUAGUAGAUCACAAACAAGGCCCAUGCAAAUUAAUUUGUAAUCAAUGUGCUAACUGUAUUCCUGGACCAGAUGUAUCCCUUUGGGGUGGGAUAAGUAUAGGGGGAGUAAAAAAUGAGGCCCAGAUCACAGUGAAAAAGCGAACAAUUCUAAAAGGCCAAAGCUGCCCACAGUGCAUCUGUUCUGGCAGAGGCCGAGGGUUGUGCUGUUUAUAAUGUGCAGUAAGUGUCAUCGCGCUUUUAUUAAAACCACUUGCUUUGCAGAAGUAAACAACCCCUUUUUGUAAUCCAGCUAAUUAUUCCCUUGCUUCUCUUUCACAUUUAAUUUAAGCAUAGGGAGCCUUUGGUGGGAGAAUUCACCAGCAAAUUCACUGGACAACUGGGGACCAGAGUAGUCUGAGCAGUAAGAAAUACCCCACUCACCUCCUUAUUUUGGCAUGGUGUAUAGUCUUUCUGGAAGGAAGGAAGAAAGGGGAAAAAAAAGCAUUACCUUGCAAAUUUCUAAGCAAAUUAGUGAUCAAGCAAUGCCAAAUUUGAGAUUUUACAGCCAAACUCAACAUGUUUAUUACACCGGGCUUGUAUUAUACAAUGAUUUCAUGGCUAAUAUAUCAUUUACAAAAGAAUUCCCUGAGUCUGCCCAUUAGGAAAUUGGCCUUUCAGAAAGUCAUUCUAAAUUCCUUUGUGGGUUUUACUUGAACUAAACACUCCUAGCAAAUAAAUCCAAGUGCAAUUACUAUGCUUAGGAAUUCCAGGACAGUUUUUUCAAGCUGAAAUGACUUGGUGAUUUCUAUUUUUCAAUAAUUUUGUGAGAGAAAUCUGUACUGUAAUACCAGGCUUAACUGCUCAGCAGUGUAAUAUUGGCUUUGGCUGAUGGUGAUGUUGGAGCUGGGAGCUCAGUGUGGAGAAUGAAUGAGGUGCCUUUCUCUGGCUAGUCACAGCUUUGAUGCUUAAAUACAGAUUUGCCUUUGUAGAAAAGCACUAACCAUGUAUUUAUUUCAGUAUAUUCACUACAGCUGACCCAAUACACAGGCAGUAAAAAAGUAAAAAGCUUUGGAAUGAGGUUUUACACUUAAUGUAGAACAAUUCAUUAUUAGAAAGUAGUGCAGCUCUCCUAAAGUUGAUACUUACUGCAUUAUACAUCAGCCAAUGGUCUGACCCAUUCCUGCAGAGAAUUCAUCCUUGAUUUCUCACAAAGCAAAAGUUCAGGUGCAGAACAGUCCAGGAACUGUUUCCAAUAUGAGUAGUAGGUCAUGUCAUUCCAUCUCCAUUCCAUGAACAUCCUAAAAUUAUUUGGCACGUACUACUUGUGUUUUGGGAGCAAAGCAGGCCCAGCGAGACUCUUCAGAAAUCAGACCAGUAAGCAGCACAGCACAUUUUAAGUAAUAAUAAUAGUAAAAAACCCAAAUCGGUCUGAGCAAAAUGCAUUCUCAUCAGCCUGGCGUGAUGCUGAUAUUUUUAUCACGUUGGUUUGGUUUGUUUUUUCCCUCCUAUGGAAAUGCUCUGAAGUUCAAGAAUUACUACCCUGCUUUUUUAGAAAAUGUUUUGACAGUUUGCUGAAUACAUUUCACCUGAAUUUGCACGCAUGAAGACUUUGUCUUACAUAAGUAGGUGCAGUUUAAGGUUGAAAGCAGACAGACUAUGAACCAGGCAUUUUGCUAGUUCUAUUCCAACAUGAAAUAGGGAAAUUCUUAAGCAACUGCGGGUUAAAAUCAUCUUAUAUCUAGAAGACUGUCCUGUAAACUUGUAAAUUAACCUGUUGUGCCUCUGACUUGAAGAGUUUUGUGCCUUAAUAAUGCUCGAGUCAUUUAUAGACGAAGUAUUUAAAAUAAAGAUGUAUAUAUACAUGAACACUCAGCUCAAUUCCACAGUAAAGAUCUGUCCCUUUAAUUAACAGCGAAAAGCGUGCACACCACGGUGAACAAACAGCAGCACACGCGGGAUGCCACAUAGAACAGAGCGGGUGCGAGUGUUGUACGUACCAAGAAAACAAAUGCCCAAACAGCUCGAACUAGAGUUUGAAUAGGACAAACAUAUUUUAGGAUAUUCUUUCUACCUGAUAUGCCUUUAAAAUAUACCAUUUUCUAUGCUCUCUUUAUUCUGAAAGUGUACAUGAAAAUAAAGUUAAAACAAAUUCUUGUCCUAUAA
Columba livia (rock pigeon) is the source of this 3190-nucleotide messenger RNA. It is a transcript of the gene EMP2, whose product is annotated as epithelial membrane protein 2. The record is from RefSeq and is a predicted model, not a curated record. NCBI's taxonomy places the organism in Eukaryota, Metazoa, Chordata, Aves, Columbiformes, Columbidae. The transcript is spliced from 5 exons. Gene Ontology annotation, cellular component: plasma membrane; cytoplasm. Gene Ontology annotation, molecular function: protein kinase binding. Gene Ontology annotation, biological process: regulation of cell-matrix adhesion; cell adhesion; positive regulation of integrin-mediated signaling pathway. The coding region runs from base 262 to 765 and encodes 167 amino acids.